UAUAGCUCCCCAUUUAGCAUGGAUAUUAAUUACAACAUCUACAUCGUAUUUUCUCAUUUAUUUGUUGAAAUGCAUAGUGCAUAGGGUAGGGUCCCCCAUUCCUUCCUUCCUUCCAUUUUCACUAUUUUCUUUCGCCCUCUCUUACCAUUUACCAACGAAAAGAGGUUAACAGCUCCGCCACCCGAAUAUCUCCUCAUCGAAAAAUCUCAGGGAGAUUGAGAGGAUUAGAUCGCUCUGAGAUCUUUUCGAUCUGUUUAUUCAUAUCUAUGCGAUCUCUACUUUCCAAUUGCUGCUGAGUUGCAAGUAUUCUGGAAUAUUAUGGCAAGGAGUAGAUCGUCCGCCAGCAGGUGGAGAUACGUAAAUCCAGCCUAUUAUCUCAAGAGACCCAAGCGUUUAGCUCUCCUCUUAAUACUAUUUGUUUGCGCCACCUUAGUUGUUUGGGAUCGCCAGACUCUAGUCCGCGAACACGAGGAAGAGGUAUCUAAAUUGAAUGAUGAGGUUACUCGGUUGCAAAGUAUGCUUGAAGAAAUAAAGGCUGCCAAAAGUGGUGCAGGAAAGGUAAAUGUUAUUGGCAAAGUCAGUGAUGCAAGUAGGAAUUCAGAUGUUCUCGAUGACCCAAUUGACAUUCAACGAAGAGAGAAAGUUAAAGAUGCUAUGAUUCAUGCAUGGAGUUCAUAUGAAAAAUAUGCUUGGGGCCAUGAUGAACUCCAGCCCCAAUCAAAAAAUGGUGUUGAUAGCUUUGGUGGUCUUGGAGCAACUUUAAUCGAUGCUCUUGACACACUAUACAUAAUGGGAUUGGACGAGCAAUUCCAAAGGGCUAGAGAGUGGGUUGCAGAGUCCUUGGACUUUAACAAGAACUAUGAUGCAAGCGUUUUCGAGACAACCAUAAGAGUUGUUGGUGGACUUCUCAGUGCAUAUGAUCUCUCUGGAGAUAAAGUUUUCCUGGAAAAAGCUAAAGAUAUUGCCGACAGACUGCUGCCUGCCUGGGAUACUCCUUCUGGCAUCCCAUAUAAUAUUAUUAACUUGGCACAUGGGAAUCCACAUAACCCUGGGUGGACAGGGGGUGACAGCAUCCUGGCAGAUUCUGGCACUGAACAGCUGGAAUUUAUCGCCCUUUCCCAAAGGACUGGAGACCCCAAGUAUCAGCAUAAGGUGGAAAACGUCAUUUUAGAGCUUAAUAAAACAUUUCCUUCUGAUGGUCUGCUGCCCAUCUAUAUUAAUCCCCACAGAGGGACAAGAUCAUAUUCGACGAUAACUUUUGGAGCUAUGGGCGACAGCUUUUAUGAGUACUUGCUUAAGGUCUGGAUACAAGGAAACAAAACCACUGCAGUCAAGCAUUAUAGGGAAAUGUGGGAGACAUCAAUGAAAGGCCUUCUAAGCUUGGUGCGGAGAACUACCCCGUCUUCUUUUGCCUAUCUCUGUGAGAAGAUUGGAAAUUCUUUAAUAGACAAGAUGGAUGAACUGGCAUGUUUUGCUCCAGGAAUGUUAGCAUUGGGGUCUAGUGGUUAUGCUCCUGAUGAAGCUGAGAGAUUCUUAUCUCUGGCUGAGGAGUUAGCUUGGACCUGCUAUAACUUCUACCAGUCUACUCCAACAAAAUUGGCUGGAGAGAACUACUUUUUUAAUUCAGGACAGGAUAUGAGUGUUGGAACGUCGUGGAACAUAUUAAGGCCAGAGACAGUUGAGUCACUGUUUUACCUCUGGCGCUUGACUGGCAAUAAGACAUAUCAAGAGUGGGGAUGGAAUAUAUUUCAAGCAUUCGAGAAGAACUCACGCAUAGAGACAGGAUAUGUUGGAUUAAAGGAUGUUAGUACUGGCAUAAAAGACAACAUGAUGCAGAGCUUUUUUCUGGCAGAGACGCUGAAGUAUCUGUAUCUUCUAUUUUCACCUUCUUCUGUCAUUUCACUCGAUGAAUGGGUUUUCAACACCGAAGCGCACCCUAUAAAAAUCAUUCCUAGGUAUGACCAGGUGGAAAAUUCUGGUUUCUUUGAUGGAAAACAUACUGAAACUCGGUCACGUGCCAGGAAAGAAGGCAGGUUUCAUGACAACUAGGAAACUUAGAUGUAUUUUACUGCAUAUCUUGCUUAAUGAGGCGGUAGCAACUAGAAGAUUGAAGAGCUCUGAAGAAAUUUAUUGAGCCUACAAAUCAGAUCUCGGAGGUGAAUAAUAUAGUAGGAUUACACACAAUUAUCGGGGGAUUGCUUUGCCUGAUAAUAUGCGUCAGAUACAGCUCCCACAUGAUUCUACAUCUUUUGAUUUGUAAAAUAGAUAAUAGAUGUUCUUGAUUUCCUAUACCAUUUUGUAAGUUAGAGCAAAUUUGAUUUUCCAAGAGUUAGUAGUCUUGGAUUCUUGGCACUGGAGUUGUACUCUUCGGGAUGUACUCUGCUGCAGAUGCAAAUGCUUCUUUAUCAUUGCUCAGACUGAAUUGUAUGCAAUCCCCUAUAGCCCCAAGUUGAAUUUA
Molecule: messenger RNA, 2458 nt
Organism: Sesamum indicum (sesame)
Lineage: Eukaryota; Viridiplantae; Streptophyta; Magnoliopsida; Lamiales; Pedaliaceae
Gene: MNS1
Product: alpha-mannosidase 1
Biological process (GO): mannose trimming involved in glycoprotein ERAD pathway; carbohydrate metabolic process
Cellular component (GO): Golgi membrane; endoplasmic reticulum
Molecular function (GO): mannosyl-oligosaccharide 1,2-alpha-mannosidase activity; calcium ion binding
Source: RefSeq, a predicted model, not a curated record